Messenger RNA from Soboliphyme baturini, 149 nucleotides. The record is from the annotation of a GenBank genome assembly. Lineage: Eukaryota; Metazoa; Nematoda; Enoplea; Dioctophymatida; Soboliphymatidae.
GUGUGCCAGGUGGCUACGGUGGUUAUCCCGGGCAGUUCGUUUAUCCACCAGGCCGCAUGGAGGGAGACGUGUAUCAGCAAGCGGUGCCACCCGACCAACAUCCAUCCGGCGGCGGCUAUGGAGCAGCGCAUGACGCCGAAGCAGGCACC